AUGUCACCCCCGUGUCCCCAUGUCCCCCCCAUCCCCCUUGUCCCCAUGUCACCCCCGUGUCCCACAUGUCCCCUGUGUCCCCCCAUCCCCUAUGUCACCCCCAUGUCCCCUGUGUCCCCCCAUCCCCCAUGUCACCCCCGUGUCCCCCAUGUCCCCCGUGUCCCCCAUGUCCCCCCAUCCCCCAUGUCACCCCGUGUCCCCAUGUCCCGUGUCCCCAUGUCCCCCCCAUCCCCCCCAUCCCCCUUGUCCCCCAUGUCCCCUGUGUCCCCCAUCCCCCAUGUCACCCCCGUGUCCCCCAUGUCCCCUGUGUCCCCCCAUCCCCCAUGUCACCCCCGUGUCCCCCAUGUCCCCUGUGUCCCCCAUCCCCCAUGUCACCCCCGUGUCCCCCAUGUUCCGUCCUCCCCCGUGUCCCCCAUGUCCCCUGUGUCCCCCCAUCCCCCAUGUCACCCCCAUGUCCCCCUUGUCCCCCCAUCCCCCGUGUCCCCCAUGUCCCCUGUGUCCCCCCCAUCCCCAUGUCACCCCCAUGUCCCCCUUGUCCCCCCAUCCCCCCAUGUC
Columba livia (rock pigeon) is the source of this 555-nucleotide messenger RNA. RefSeq lists its product as uncharacterized. The transcript has 2 exons. The record is from RefSeq and is a predicted model, not a curated record. NCBI's taxonomy places the organism in Eukaryota, Metazoa, Chordata, Aves, Columbiformes, Columbidae. The annotation marks the transcript as partial.